Molecule: messenger RNA, 3779 nt
Organism: Panthera uncia (snow leopard)
Lineage: Eukaryota; Metazoa; Chordata; Mammalia; Carnivora; Felidae
Gene: FEZF1
Product: FEZ family zinc finger 1
Exons: 5
Coding region: 1614-3131 (505 amino acids)
Cellular component (GO): nucleus
Source: RefSeq, a predicted model, not a curated record
GAAGACUUGUGGAUGGGUCCUAGUGCCUGGGGAGGCAGGGUGGUCGGAAUAAUAAUCUAGUCUCUUCCAUUGAGCUCAUAGUAGCUACUAAGAAGCAAAGGGAAGGCAGGCUGUUACUUCUGAUGAAGAGGCAAGGGCCAUGGAUGUUGGAGAGGCCUGAAAAUUCUAAAAACAUGAGCAGAGAUGAAUUCAUGCACUUGGCAGAAGGUUGGAUAAGUUAUCAUAGUUUCUAAUCCAUGUGUUCCUUUUUAAAAACUCAACAGCACUUUGUGGCUUAUUAAAGAAGAAGAGGGGAAAGAUUGUGGAUUAUAAUCAAUGGCUCCAUUAUAUUGCCUUUUAUUUCAGAUUGCAAUAGUCUUGACCAAAAACUGCAUUUGCUUGUGACAGGAAUGUAAAUUUAAAAACCUGUGAAAAUUAUGCAAGUUCUUGAACAAUCAAGAACAAAGUUUAGGAAGCACUGAAAUAAAAAUUGGGCUCCCGAGGCAAAAAAAAAGAGAGAACUUGAAAUUAUUUUAGAAGAGUAGAAAUUUUUCGCAUUUUUUCAGGAGGUCUUAAGAGUUUAGAAGGUCUCUUCAUAUCAAGGGCUGCUCUGCUUCCCUCAGCACAUCUCAGGCGGGAUAAACCACACACUUAAUACUCCCCUCCCACAAGGAUUUAAAUACUGGCUUUCUGUGACUGGGAAGGAGUGGGACACUUAAAUCACUGGCUCUGACCAAAAAGGGGAUUAGAAGAGUCUCAAAGAAAGUCCAAAGAAACUAUAACUGCUUCUAUUUGCCAUUAAUGAAACGAACAAGGCUGUCUUGCAUUCUUUUAAUAACCGAUUUUUAAGUGAUGAACAGUUUUAGAAGCUUCUGAAUUUGCCAAAUAUGCUCUGCUUUGCUUUUCUUUUUUGUUUUGUUAUCUUUCAGAUGUGGGGAAGAAAACCCAAAGUACUGGACAGAUUUGACAAGACGAUGGAAGCCCUUCCUAAAUACAUUUUGCAUUUUGUUUACGGCAGUUCUGGCUGAAUACAGAUGUAUUUUUUUAAGUAAGAGCUUUAAGUUAGGUUUUGAAUAGAAGAUACUCAUUAACCAAUGUUGGAAUAUCAAGACCUUGAUUUCAUAAAAGCACCUCUUCAGUCUUUAGGAUUAGCAAACUCAGGUCUGAUGUUUUAAAGGGAGGGCAUAAUUGCUACUUUGCAAUAUUUGUGUUAACUCGCAUGACACUUUACUUUCAAACACUUGUCAAAAAGGCAAAUCCCGAAAAGACCAGUGAAAAGCAAACACUGGAAAUAUUAACUAUACAAAUAAGUAUACCCCUUAGCCAGUAAUUCUCCUUGUUAGUUCGGUGUCCACCGAAGGAGAAAUGUACCGAGGUCAAAAACAGGACUCUGGCCGUUAAGGAGGAGGGAGUGGGGGAGGGGGAGAGGGGAGUGCGGAGGGACACGCGACGAACGUAAAACAAACUGGUGGCAUUCAGUCCAGAAGGCAGGUAACGCUCCGGAAGCUGAUGAGGUGUACCAGUCAGCUGGGCGCUCCGAAGCUUUCCAGAGCCAGGCUGUUUUCGUGCUUCUUUGCUUUUUCCUUCAAACCUGGCCCUAUGUUGGAGGGGUGCAGCGUGAGGGGGAUUUUUCGAUGUUGGGAAGUGGCAGGUCUGUGACAAGCAGGGAACAAGGCAACGACGGCGCAGCCUGGCCCCGGCUGACGGACGCUGGCGACUCAGAGAUGGACAGUAGCUGCCACAACGCGACUGCCAAAAUGUUAGCUACUGCUCCGGCCCGGGGCAACAUGAUGAGCACCUCCAAACCCUUGGCUUUCUCCAUCGAACGAAUCAUGGCGCGCACCCCAGAGCCCAAGGCCCUGCCCGUCCCCCACUUCCUUCAGGGAGCCGUGCCCAAGGGGGACCCCAAGCACUCUUUGCAUCUUAACUCGUCGAUCCCUUGCAUGAUCCCCUUCGUGCCUGUGGCGUACGAUACGAGCUCCAAGGCUGGAAUGACGGGUUCGGAGCCGCGGAAGGCGAGUCUGGAGGCUCCGGCGGCACCCGCAGCGGCGCCCGCAGCGCCCGCGUUCAGCUGCAGCGAUCUGCUCAACUGCGCGCUGAGUCUCAAGGGCGACCUGGCCCGGGACGCGCUGCCGCUGCAGCAGUACAAGCUGGUAAGGCCCCGUGUGGUCAACCAUUCUUCCUUCCACGCCAUGGGAGCCCUGUGCUACCUGAAUCGAGGUGACGGCCCCUGCCACCCGGCAGCCGGCGUUAACAUCCACCCGGUGGCCUCCUACUUCCUCAGUUCCCCUCUGCACCCUCAGCCAAAAACGUAUUUAGCUGAAAGAAAUAAACUGGUGGUCCCGGCGGUGGAGAAGUACCCCUCGGGAGUAGCUUUCAAAGACUUGUCCCAGGCUCAACUGCAGCAUUAUAUGAAAGAAAGCGCCCAGCUUCUGUCGGAAAAAAUCGCGUUCAAAACCUCUGACUUCAGCCGAGGCUCUCCUAAUACCAAGCCCAAAGUUUUCACUUGCGAAGUGUGUGGAAAGGUCUUUAACGCACACUAUAACUUAACCCGUCACAUGCCAGUGCACACAGGAGCCAGACCCUUCGUUUGCAAAGUGUGUGGAAAGGGCUUCCGGCAAGCCAGCACCCUGUGCAGGCACAAGAUCAUUCAUACCCAGGAAAAACCUCACAAAUGUAACCAGUGUGGCAAAGCAUUUAAUAGAAGUUCCACUUUAAACACGCAUACCCGAAUACACGCAGGCUACAAACCGUUUGUGUGUGAAUUCUGUGGCAAAGGAUUUCAUCAAAAAGGGAAUUACAAAAACCACAAGUUGACCCACAGCGGGGAGAAGCAGUUCAAGUGCAGCAUCUGCAACAAGGCCUUCCACCAGGUUUACAACCUCACCUUCCACAUGCACACUCACAACGACAAGAAGCCCUUCACGUGCCCCACGUGUGGCAAAGGCUUCUGCAGGAACUUUGACCUCAAGAAGCACGUCCGCAAGCUACACGACAGCAGCCUGGGGCUGGCCCGCACGUCCGCUGGGGAGCCCGGCACGGACCCGUCGCCCCCUCUACAGCAGAUGCCGCCUGCCACCCUGCCGCCUCUGCCGCCGCCGCUGCCGCCCCCUGGUCCCCUGCAGCCCGGGCUCCACCCGGCCCACCAGUGAUCAAGGCCAAAGUCCCUUCCCAGCCGCAUUCGGGCCCCACUACCGAGGCAGCGGGGGAAUAGAGCUGGUCCUGCAGACCCAAGCUGGUCUGCAGACCCCAGGGCGUGUUGGGGCCCACGUUAGCGCCUACCAGAAGCCUCUGCACUUCCCCCGCCUUUAGCCUCUUGCAUGCACCUGCUAAAUGGUUCUGUGUAUUAUAUCCUAUAUACGCACUAACGAUUAUGAGAAAAUUGGGGGUUUUGUUUUCUGAUUUUUUUUUUUAAACAAAAUUCUGUAUUUAUUGAGAUCUGUAUUAUCCUACCCGGGAAUGCUGCACCAUUUUAAUUUUAUUAUUGUAUAUAUUUCCAUUGUGUUAUUCUGCGGUCUCAAGAUGCCUGCCGAUUGUUUAUCAUUUCCUCUUUCCCUGAGGUAACAAGACACUGUGUGUAUGUUAUAUAUACACGCAUAGAUGUGUGUGCCUGUAAAGGCACAUUUCACAGUCGUGAGCACACACACACACACACACACACACUAGAAAAAGGUGGUUCAUUAUGGAUGAAUUUGAAUUUUGGUUUUGAUUCUUGCACGUGAAAAUUGAUUCAUUGACUGUUGGAAAUAAAUACUUGGAACAUGCUUAUUUAAUCAACAAACGUAAGGGCUCUGUUCAUA